AUUCAUGGCACCAAGUCCGUCAGAAAGAUUUUCGGUGCGAGUUGUCCGUGCGACUAGUCACUACGGGCACAGGAAGGACAACUGAGGAGCAGAGCUGGUCAAACUUAAAGGUCUGCCAAAGCGCUUUGUACUAAAUUGUAGUUGUCAUUGAGCUUCGUGAAUCCUGCUUUUUCUGGACGCCAUAUCCGCAGCCGAUUUGCAGAGUGUGCAGAGAAGGAGCUAAACGCAAUGAUAAACAGCAAAUCAGCCCUAGAUGUGCUUCAACGCGCGCAUACGGUAUCACUAUAUCAGGCUGGGCCCUUGAGUCAGCUCUUUCCUCUAUAAAUAUUAAAGACACACGUUUUCAGUUUUCAUGGUCAGGGGAGACAGGGGAAGCUGCAGCAUGAUGAGGACAAGCUUUUUUCCUGGAGGGAUGGUGGCUUUGGUUGUUCUGCUCUUAGGACUGAGCCACGUCGUCCAGCCCGUAUUGGCUGGAAGCUUGGACAUCUUAGACGUUACAUCACAUGGCGUCCGAAAGCUGCUGCAAAGCUCGGUCGACGUACCUGCUUCUGCUACACCCAUACGGUCUAAUUCAGCUAACAUCAGACGUGGCUUCCCGGUUAUUCAGCACCUCAUCAGCCUGGCCAUCGGCGUGGUCGUAAUUGCGGUGGCCACCACCGUCAUGUUUAUCUGCUGCAGACGCCCCCGCCGGCGCCCUGCUCCCGGCGCUGCUUCCCAAUCCCCCCAAGUCGUCUUGCUGAGGUUUGGUCCUCAGAGCGGCAACACCUGGCGGCAGGAAAGCGGGCUCCCACCGGGCCUAGUUACCUCGUUCCCGACUAAGGAGUUCCGCAAAGCCUCUAGUUCUUCUGCUGACAGAGAGUGCGCCGUCUGUCUGUGUGAGUACGAGGAGGGCGAUCUCUUACGGGAGCUACCCGGCUGCAGCCACUCCUUCCACUCAACAUGCAUUGACACGUGGCUCCACAAGCACGGCACGUGCCCCAUCUGCCGCAUGCACCAGACUGCGCCCAACCCCAGCGUUCUAGAAACGGCUCAAGAGCACCCGGGGGAGGCAACCGGGGAUGGGACGGAACCCCUAGACGGCGUGGACGCUUCCCGGCGCGUGUUGCUUGAGGCGCUGGACAACUAUCGUGCUGAGCUGGCGAGGGUUGAGGCCGAGGCUGUGGGACACCUGGCAACCGCUCGUCCGGCCGAGGGCGUUAGAAUUUCGAGCGAUUUGGAAAGGAACGUGGGUGACAGCGAGGGGUUGUCUAGAGGCAGAAACGAAGAGGCUACGGUGGUGACGAUUAGUGAGGGUGUCCGGGCUGAAUCGGUGUCAAUGGAUGGGUCGUCAACAAGACAGGAGUCGGAGGCAUUGGAGGUGCCAAGGGUUGAGCAAUCAAGGCGGUAGUCGAUUAUGUUGGCAACCCGACAGUGUUGCUUGAAAGGCGUUCCCAUGAUCGGGUCGGUUUGGGGCAUUGGGUGCGGCAACAACCCAUCAUUAGUCCGCCAUUUCUUGUCAACGCAAGUUGUGUAACUUUCACCUAAAGGUAGGUGGUGGUGUGUGGUUCGAGGUUGCUGUGCGGAGGCCACAGAUCUGAAAGUCAUAAACAGAUUGGUCCGUACGGACCUUUGUAGGUCGGCGGUCGAAAACGUUGAUCAACGUUUGUACUGAGCAUCCUGUUUGUUUGAGUAAGGCCAUAUUGACGCACACACUUGUUCUGCUUUACUAUUUGUAUGCUAGGGCAGAUGUAUCUUGGUAGUAAAAGUGCUUGAAAGCGCUGCAACAUUCUACGUCCUCGAGUAGAAGCCCCUCAAAAGGAAGUCUCCGUCGUCAAACAUUAUUUAUUCAACACUAGUCAAUAUAAGUCCAGAAUUUGACCAUGUGACGUUAGGGAUUGAGUUGGUUGACGCGUGUCUUACGUCUUUAUGUCAUCACCAACGUGUAAUCAAGCCUUCCCUCUGCAAUAGCCGAUUACAAUAGUUUCGGCAGAGGUAUGGAGGAUGUUGAACAGAUCUCGUGACUCGUUCUUUGGCAACUUAUUUGCGGACCUUUCGUCUUUAUUCGUUUGUUGGGCCCUUAAAGCCGGCUUGACUGGAG
Messenger RNA from Klebsormidium nitens, 2077 nucleotides. Lineage: Eukaryota; Viridiplantae; Streptophyta; Klebsormidiophyceae; Klebsormidiales; Klebsormidiaceae. The record is from the annotation of a GenBank genome assembly.